Molecule: messenger RNA, 1255 nt
Organism: Protomyces lactucae-debilis
Lineage: Eukaryota; Fungi; Ascomycota; Taphrinomycetes; Taphrinales; Protomycetaceae
Product: putative proteasome subunit alpha type-2
Exons: 1
Coding region: 173-934 (253 amino acids)
Biological process (GO): ubiquitin-dependent protein catabolic process
Cellular component (GO): proteasome core complex; proteasome core complex, alpha-subunit complex
Source: RefSeq, a predicted model, not a curated record
ACUGCGCGCUGAUUGCGCGUUGCAUUUUCGCACGCAUGCGCCUGACGCGUGGAUCGACCACAAGGCCGCGCAAUUGCUGGAGAAGCACAACCACUGUCAUAAACCCUGGCAUUGUCCUUGAGACGAGCAAUAGGUCCCUUGGAGUCUCAAUCGAGGUCCAUUUCUCAGUGUCAUGUCGUAUUCAUUCUCACUCACCACUUUCUCGCCACAGGGCAAGCUUGGGCAGAUUGAACACGCGUUGGCUGCCGUGAACCAAGGCGUACAAUCGCUCGGCAUCAAGGCUACAAACGGAAUCGUCCUGGCAACAGAGAAGAAGGCGCCAUCAAGUUUGCAAGACGCAACAUCUGUUGAAAAAAUUUCAAAGUUGACGCCCAAUGCUUGUAUGGUCUAUUCUGGUAUGGGACCUGACUUCCGGGUACUUGUUGACAAGGCUCGCAAGGCCUCUCACGCACAGUACAAGCGUAUCUACGAGGAAUACCCCCCAACCAAAGUGCUCGUACAGGAAAUCGCGAAGGAGAUGCAAAAUGCAACGCAAAGCGGCGGUGUGCGUCCUUAUGGUGUGUCAGUGCUGGUAGCCGGCUGGGACGAGCAUGCAGGCUUCCAGCUGUUCCAGGUUGAUCCUUCUGGCUCCUAUUUCCCUUGGAAGGCCACUGCGAUAGGCAAGUCCAGCACGUCUUCAAAGACCUUUUUGGAGAAGCGCUACAGCCCGACACUCGAGCUUGAGGAUGCCAUUCACACUGCUCUGCUGACGCUUAAAGAGGGAUUCGAAGGCGAGAUGACGAGUGAGACGGUGGAGAUUGCAAUCAUCGGCCAGCCGGAACAGCGACUCCUGGGCUAUACGAUGAACGGCAAGGAAGCAGAUGAAUUGCCGGAUGCACCCCGCUUUCGUCGUCUCACAGUAGAGGAAGUCGGAGAUUAUCUUGGUUCACUAUGAUUGAUGUUGCUCGGCAGACGAAUAGACAUCGACGUACAGAACGAUUUCGCUUGCUAUAAAUGACUUAAAUACCUUUCCUUGUUCGCCGUUGAAGGCCAGAGGUCCUUGUUCGAUUUUUUGAUGCGCUGUUAGCAGUUGACCACACAGCUCCUGCACCAGGCUGCUUACUAUUCAUAAACUGGGAUGGAGAGCAGUGGUACUCUGAUCGUCUCAAAACCCUUGUCAGUGAGCAUUAUGUCAAUAGCCUUCGCGCCACCCUCUCCUCUCCUUCGGCCUAGAGUCGUUCGUAGGGGAUAAGAUCAUGGCUCGAAAUUUUGGAAA